AUGGUCAUUGCAUUGCUUUCAAGUUUCUUCUUUUCCAUGAAAUUGAAUGCAGUCAACAAGUUGGCUCCUUCCAAAACAGGAGAAGAACAAAUCUUAGCAACAAAUUCGUCUUGCACUUUGAAUAAGGCAGCAACAACCUUAACCACAUCAUCCACCAAGGACGGUUUUGAAGAAGGUGUCAUAAACGGCUCCAAAGAGGGCGUCAAUGAUGUUGUCGGCACUGGCAAUCCUAAUACUUCCUCUCAUGUUUCCACUUUGAGAGAACAAGUUUUCAUGGUAGAAACUCAAUCGAGUAUGGCUCUCGUCCCAACCACAAGUGGCCAAACCCUUACCAAAGUACGUGAAUGUGAUGUUGAUCAGGUGGAUUCAGUUCUAAUGGAAACACAGAGUCAAGCUUCUGAUGAUGAAUCGGCUCAUUCAGGAGCUUCUAUUGAGGCACACUUACUUGCUUCUCGAUAUCGAGCAAAACAAGAGGAAUGGAACAGUGAUGAUCAUCUUGUUGAUCGAGAAAGGACGACAAUGAACGACCUUCAUGAAGAUCCCUCUCCUCAACCUUCAACACAUUUUCAAACCCACCAUGAAGAGAAUGAUGAUGGGAAUGAUGAUGCACCUGAAAUCUCUCCCGAAGAUUUGUUCUACAUUCAAAAGUAUUUACUUGUCUUGUGGCCCCUCAUACCCAUGUUCAUGUAUCAAGAUUGGACAGUCUUUACACGAUACGACACAAUUCGGUGGCUCAUGUUCAUUUGGUUCAUGGUGAUGAAUCGUUUGGUAGCCGCCGUGUUGGAAUUGUGGAGUGCCAAAGAGAUUGGAAGUUCGAAUUAUUCCAUCAUGUUUCCCAUUCGUAUUGUGAUUGGUUUGAUUCUCUCAUCCGUCGUGUUGGGAGAAUGGAUUGAUAAUUUGGUUUCCAUUUUGGGAUGUGUGGUUGUGGUGGCAGCCAUUACGGCUUUUUCCAUAAAGAAACAUAGCAAGUAG
Molecule: messenger RNA, 972 nt
Organism: Naegleria fowleri
Lineage: Eukaryota; Heterolobosea; Eutetramitea; Acrasida; Naegleriidae
Exons: 1
Coding region: 1-972 (323 amino acids)
Source: RefSeq, a predicted model, not a curated record